Molecule: messenger RNA, 1155 nt
Organism: Candida dubliniensis CD36
Lineage: Eukaryota; Fungi; Ascomycota; Pichiomycetes; Serinales; Debaryomycetaceae
Exons: 1
Coding region: 1-1155 (384 amino acids)
Biological process (GO): regulation of cell cycle
Cellular component (GO): nucleus
Source: RefSeq, a predicted model, not a curated record
AUGACAGUUACUGAACCUAAAACUCAAGAUGAUUUGAAAAAGUUAUUACAAUCAUUUAAACAAGCAACUGAAUUUUGGAUUCAAAGUAUAACCAUUAAUCAAUUUAAUCAAAUCAAUGGAAACAACACCACCACGACCACCACGAUUGAAAAUCCUCAACAAGAGUUAAUUAAAUUGAUUAAAUUAAUUAAAGCUCAUACUACAAAAGUUGGGAUAAUUUUUAAACCAUCAAAUUUAUUUAAAGAUCCUAAUGUUGCUUAUAAUACAUUAGAAAAAUUAUCGGAAACUUUAGUAUUAAUAAUAUCGAUAAUUAUUCAACUUGAAAAUGAACAACAAAAUUUAACAACUAAAAAAAUUUCCAAAAUAUUUUAUGAUGAAAUUAUUGAUCAAAUAAAAUCAUUAUUUUCAUCGAUAAUUGAAUUGAAUCAAGAAUUGAUAAAUAUUAUCAAUAAUGGAGAUAAUGAGAAGGAUAAGGAUGAUGAUAAUGACAAUGACAAUGACAAUGACAAUGACGAUGAUGAUUCGGGAAGAUUAAUAAGUGUUGGGAAAAUAUGGUCAAAUUGUGAUUCAUUAGAUAAAUUAUUAAAUGAAGGAGAUUUAGGAUUACUUACCACCAAAAUCAAACAAAGUAUAUCAAUACUUGAAGAUGGAUUUGAAGAAUUUGUAACAUGGGCUAAUAAUCCAAAAGAAAUUGAAGAUGAUCCAUUUGGACUCAGUGAUGAUGAUGAUGAUGAAGAGGAGGAGGAAGAUGAUGAAGAAGAAGAAGAAGACAAUUCACUUCAAUCAACUAUAGAUGUCAAAGAAUUAUCAGAAUAUUCUCUUAUAUGGGUCAAAAAAAUUGAAUUAAUUAAAUUAUUAAUUUCAUCAUUUAAAAAAUCAUCAUUACCUAAAUCAAAUGUAAUUCCAAUUUCUGGUAAAACAAUCGAUGAAAUAAAUAAUUUACAAUUAAAUCUUGUUCAAUUAAUUGAUAAUUUUAUUGUUGAUUUAAUGCUUGAUAGAAAUAUUCAUGAUGAUGAAAUAAUCAGAUAUAAUAAAGGAAUCAUUAAUCAAGCUAUAAAAUUAAGUGAAUUAGCAAUAACUAUUUAUAAAUCCAUCAAUAAUAAUGAAAAAAAAUUGAAAUGGUAUGAAACAUUUAUUAAUAAAAUAUCUUUAUAA